Trichosurus vulpecula (common brushtail) is the source of this 1123-nucleotide messenger RNA. RefSeq names its product suppressor of cytokine signaling 1 (gene SOCS1). The coding region runs from base 115 to 792 and encodes 225 amino acids. Gene Ontology annotation, biological process: intracellular signal transduction; phosphatidylinositol phosphate biosynthetic process. The record is from RefSeq and is a predicted model, not a curated record. The transcript is spliced from 2 exons. Gene Ontology annotation, cellular component: phosphatidylinositol 3-kinase complex. Gene Ontology annotation, molecular function: 1-phosphatidylinositol-3-kinase regulator activity. Lineage: Eukaryota; Metazoa; Chordata; Mammalia; Diprotodontia; Phalangeridae.
GCGGCGCCGAGCCGCGCCCACCCGCCUGAGAACCAGAGUAGCAGCUGCUGGAGUGGAGCCCGAGCCCGCCGCCGGACGCUAUGGGCGACCCUACAGGCUGGCCCAGUCUGUAGAAUGGUAGCACACAGUAAGGUGGCAGCCGACAAUGCAGUUACAGCAGACGCAAGAAGAAGACUCGACCCUUCUCCUCCUUCUCCUCCGUCCCAUCGGGCUGGCCGGGAACAUCCCAGCCCGCAGCCCAGACCCCAACACGGCCUGGCCCCUCAGCAUGGUGCGGUGGCCCUGGCGGCGACGACCCAGGGACAGGGGGACACUCACUUCCGAACCUUCCGCUCCCAGGCGGACUACUUCAGCAUCACCCGAGCCAGCGCCCUGCUGGAUGCCUGUGGCUUCUACUGGGGGCCUCUGAGUGUGAACGUGGCCCAUGAGAAACUCAAAGGUGAGCCGGUGGGGACCUUCCUGGUCCGGGAUAGCCGGCAGAAAAACUGUUUCUUUGCCAUCAGUGUUAAGAUGGCUUCAGGGCCCACCAGCAUCCGGGUCAACUUCCAGGCUGGUCGAUUCAACCUGGAUGGCAGCCGGGAGACCUUCGACUGCCUUUUCAAGCUGCUGGAACAUUACCUGAACUCUCCCCGAAAAAUGUUGGUGACCCCCCUGCGACAACUAAGGGUACGACCCCUGCAGGAGCUGUGUCGAAAGAGUAUCAUAGCCACCUUUGGAAGGGACAACUUGGGCAAAAUCCCGCUAAAUCCAGUCCUUAAGGACUACCUGAAAGCUUUUCCUUUCCAGAUAUGAAAAGAUGGAAGAAUGUGGUGGCAGCAUUAACUAUGGUUUUUUUUAUUUUGAGGGGGGGAUUGGUUUUCUCUUGGGUAGGGGGAAUGUGGGUAAGAGGGAGUUGAGAUUGAUUUUUGAGUGAAGAGCAAAGCCCCCUCCCCAGGAAUGAUUGUCCUUGGAUGGGGUUGUCCCACUCCUGGGUGCUUCUUCCCUCCUGCCUCAGGGGCAAUUGAGGCCCAUUUAUUUUUCCAUUGUUUUAAUGUAUUUGGGACAGGGACCUGUACACUUACCUCCCUUCCCUCCUCAUGUUUACAAACAUCAAAUAUCUUUGCACAAACCAGGGGUUUGGGGU